AUUACGUAUUGUUUACGUGUAAUAUUUUCAAAAUUUGAUGUAAUGGCGAACGUGGUGAUUAUUGGACAUAGUUUUGUCAAACGCCUUGACCGCGCGCUCGAAGGUUCAUGGACGAACCUCGGUUUUCAUGAUGACCCUACAAACAUUGUAGUAUCGUGUGUAGGUAAAAGCGGGGGUAGAUUACCCGAUGUUUAUGCCCGUGAAGUGACUGAUCGUUUACGAGAACAAAUUGCGGAUUUAGUUUUAUUGCAAAUUGGUGGCAAUGAUUUAGAUUGUUCACGGAUCGAGGACGCCAAAGAUUCUAUCGUGAACAAUUUACUGUCCAUUGUCGAGUGGCUCGCCUCGGGACUAUCAGUAGUCCGGAUCGGAAUACUACAGCUGUUUUAUCGUCGUAGUACGAGACACGUUUCAGUUCAUAAGUAUAAUGAGGCCGUGGACUACGUUAAUUCCGCUUUGAAAGCGAAAUGUAAAACAUUGAACUUCUGUUUUUUCUGGCGCCAUAAAGGCUUAAAAGAUGGCGUCUUUCCUCAUCUUUCUCACGACGGGGUUCAUUUGAACACCACGGGCAUGCGUAGAUACAUUCUCUCGGUCAGAGGAGCUGCCUUAUAUGGAUUACGAAACGCCAGUGGGCGUGUCUAAGCUUUCCGUAUAUGACAUUAAUCAUCAAGGCCCAAUUCGGCGAACUCGGCGUAGGGCGGCACAACAACAUUCAUUGGUGACACCACCCACACAUACUGAAGACACAAGUGUGCCUAGCACAACAACAGCUAGGAGGGGACGCCGGCCGGUUGUCCGACAAACACCUCCACCAGUUCCAUCAACUCUGAGUUCAUCUGCACUUUCAACAAAUAACAACAUAUCAAUACCUGAGUUGGCAGCGGAGCUGUUUCAAUAUAUGAGGCAGGCAGGUUUUACCAUACAAUCCCCUGCCGUACAAACCGUGCCUGCAGAGAUACCCUCUGCUUCCGGGUCAGCUGACUGCCCUCCAGUGGACAGCACCUUAUUUUUAAGACCAGCUACCACCAAUGCCACACCCUCUGUGUCUGGAGGGGGAUUGAACCAGAGUCAUAUGCUGCAACAGCAGCAUAUGUCAUUCAACGAAACAACACACUACAGUAGGCCACCACUACAAGGACAGGACAAUGUUCCGUCAUAUGUCAACGUGUUGAACUCAGUUUCUGGUGAGACUCCUCAAGUUGACAGCAUAAGCCGACCUCUGGAUAUGUUUGUAGAUCUAAAAGUAAAAUCUAAAAUUUUUGCUGAUGAGUUCAUUGAUUUCGGGCUGUUGAUUAAGCGUUCCCCUCAGGAAAAAGAACCCCUGAGGGUUGAAAUGCAAGGCCAGCAAUUAGUGCUGUGCCAAAACAACAAACCAGCUCAUAUCAAGUCAAUUGAACAAUGGCUCUCAGCUUUUCACAUCUUUGUAGCCAUUUACAUUCAGGCACAUCCUCAGGCCACUCCAGGCCUUAUGAAAUAUGCCGACGUUAUACAAACGAUACACCGGAGGUCGGGUUUUGCUGCAGCUAUCCACUAUGAUAACAACUUCCGUAUGUGGCACCAAUUAGUGCCCACUGCCCCAUGGCACAUAACUCAUUCCGAGUUCUACAUGGAGGCAACAGCUAUUGGGCUAAAAGCACUUUGCCCACAACAGCCCUUUCAGGGUCAGAAACCCAACACACGAAUUAAGAAAGUGUGUUGGGCAUAUGAUAAGCACGGAAGAUGCUCCAAAGGUGCCCGAUGCAAAUUCUUGCAUGGCUGCAGUAUCUGUGGAGGGAAGCAUCAGCAGCGCAAUUGUUACAAUGCAGCCCAGUCUGGGUCACGAUCCGAAACCCAGCAAAACUCGGGCUCGGUCAACACCCAACCAUCCCAACAAACUAACCAAUCCAAUAGCAGACAACAACGUAAAGCCCCUCAAAAAUGAGCCUUUACCUACCCCUAUUGUUAUUGACAGGUUCUUAACUUACCUACGGGGUUAUGACAAAUCAAAACUAAAUUUUCUUCAAGAUGGUUUUAAACAAGGUUUUAGGUUGCAAUAUGAAGGGCCUCGCAUAUUUCGUGAUUCCAGAAAUCUUAAGUCUGCUUUAGAUAACAUGCAAAUUCUAAAAGAUAAGAUUCAAAAGGAGAUUUAUCAUGGGCGUUGUUUUGGACCUUACCAUACACCACCUUUUACUAAUUUGCAAAUCUCUCCACUUGGUUUAGUUCCCAAAAAAGAACCUAAUGAGUUCAGAGUUAUACAUCACCUGUCCUUUCCAGAAGGUUCCUCUAUCAAUGAUGGCAUCGCCCCGGAAAAUUCCACGGUUGUUUAUCAGACUAUCGAUCAAGCAAUUCAAUUAAUUAAACAUUAUGGUCCAAAUUCAUUUCUGGCAAAGACUGAUAUUGAAUCAGCAUUUCGUUUAAUUCCGAUUCAUCCGGAUGACUACGAACUCUUGGGUUUUAAAAUUGAUGACAAAUUUUAUUUUGACCGUGUCCUGCCAAUGGGUUGUUCUAUUUCAUGUCGUUUGUUUGAAGCAUUCAGCUCAGCCAUUCAUUGGAUUUUGGAACAUAAAUUUCAAGUUUCUGGAGUUGUGCAUGUUUUGGAUGAUUUUUUAUUCGUAGGCCCCCCUGACUCUCGCAAAUGUUUGGAUGAUUUAAACAAUUUCCUGUCUUUUUGUUCCGACACUUCUAUUCCCAUAAAGCAAAGUAAAACUGAACUACCCACAACAGUUCUGACUUUUCUUGGCAUAGAGUUAGACAGUAAGGCUAUGGUGGCCAGACUUCCAUUGGAUAAAGUUGAAAAAAUGCGAGCGCUUCUGGAUUCAUUUUCCAGACGCCAAAAAGUCACCCUGAAAGAACUUCAGUCCCUUAUAGGUUUGCUUAAUUUUGCUUGUCGUGUUAUUUCACCUGGGCGCACCUUUUUACGUCGUCUGAUUGAUCUUACCUGUGGUUUAACAAAACCCUAUCACCAUAAACGACUUAAUAAGGAGGCUAGAUGUGACUUAGCUGCAUGGAAAAUCUUUUUAGACUCGUUUAAUGGGACAUUUAUGUUUCUGUCUGACCGUUGGGAAACUUCAGAACAAUUACGGUUUUAUACUGAUGCAAGUAAUUUAGGUUAUGGCGGUUUCUUUCAAACGUCAUGGAUGUAUGGCGAGUGGCCAUUACACUGGCAAUCUUUCCAUAUUACAGUUAAAGAAUUCUUUGCUAUAAUAGUUGCAUUAGAGCUCUGGGGUCCAUCACUUACUAACAGAUGUAUCAUCUUUUAUUGUGACAACCAUGCUGUUGUGGACAUAAUUAACAAACAAACCAGUAAAGAUAAAACUCUAAUGAAGUUAGUUAGGCGUUUUGUGGUCACAACCUUAAAACUCAAUAUUUUGUUUACCGCGCGUCACAUCCCAGGCAAAAGUAACAUCUUAAGUGACCAUCUGUCUCGUUUGCAGGUGGACUCUUUUCACCAGCUGGCCCCUUACAUGGACACAGAUCCAACGCCAAUACCAGUCCAACUCAUGCAACUCUGACCGAUACUAUUCAUUCGCUUUUGUUACAUGCUACAUCGCCGGCGACAUCCCGUACUUACUCGAGAGCGUACAAUCUGCUAUGUCAAUUCGUCAGAUCUACUUUUAUUGGUACACCGGUUUUGCCUACCACCUACAAUACUUUGGCCUUUUUUAUCGCUCAUUUGUACAGGCAAAAUUUGGCAUCAUCUACCAUUUCCACAUAUGUUGCAGCCAUUAGUUACAUUAACAAAAUCGCUGGUUAUGCUGACCCUUCCCAAUCAUUCCUGAUAAAGAAAUUGCUCAGUUCGGUUCAGCGAGGUAAUUACCAGGUAGACAAUCGUUUACCUAUAACACCAGAGAUACUUACAAAGCUAGUAACGUCUUUGCAGUAUACCACGCAAUCCCCUUACCAAUAUCAUCUUUUGAAAGCCAUGUACUUGUUGGCUUUCCAUGCCUUUUUAAGGGUUGGGGAAAUGACCCUCAAUAAAGCUGUUUCCAAUGUUUUACAGUUUGAGGAUCUGCAGUUAAUCAAGGAUUCCUCCGGGUUCUUGUGUCGCUUAGAAUUAACGUUUCGUUCUUUCAAAGGACAUUAUAAUAUUCGACCUAUUACUUUGUCCAUCGCUGCCUCUAGACAACCUGCGGUCACCUGCCCAGUGUCGGCCCUGCAACAAUAUUUACAAAAUAGGGGUCAGCAACCAGGCCCAUUAUUUUGUUUUCCUCCUGCUAAGGCUGUGCCAUAUGCAUACUUCAGCGAAUGUCUGAAACAUUCUCUUAGUUGGGCUGGCCUUUCCCAUCAUCGUUUCACAACUCACAGUUUCCGUAUUGGUGCUGCUAGCUCGGCAGCCUCACGGGGCAUUCCUGACGAUGAGAUACAACAAAUGGGUAGGUGGCAGUCGAUGGCAUUUAAAAGAUACAUUCGUUUGCCAUCUCUUUUUGACACGUAAGGCAUGCACAGUCAAACAAAAAAUUCAAUGGCCUUUGGUCAUUGGGGCGACUGGUCAGGAAUUGUGCAAUUUCAUCCAAUACAUUUAAGACAUAAGUUUAUCUCAUAAAGUUUGGAGUACUUCCACUAUAUACAUGAGUGUUAGAAUUGUCACAUGUAAAAAGUAUGGCCUUUGGACAUUGGGUCGAUUGGUCAUGCAACUACAUGCCGCUUGACAACUGAGUGAUACCUAUAUGUCUUCUUUAUAACAGGAUAAAGUAUUUUACUUUCGUCAGUACUUCAUAUAUUUACUGCAUCAAUACCUUGAGGAGUCUCACCAACUCAUUUAAUUGUAUUAAGCUUACAAAAUUCGCUAACCAAGAACUGACAAUUUUUGUUCAAAAUUUAAUAAUUACAUUAAUUUCAACUUUCUUAAGACUGUGCACCUCUUCAGGUGAUUUUCUUCCACUUACCAACAUUCCAUGGAGGAUUACUUUUGUACAACGCCUAGGAUGGCAUUUGACAUUUCAUGUACAUGUAUAAAUCAAUUGUAGUGUUUUCACUUCUUUUCUGCGAGGCUUCUGGGCAUCUUAGCCAGUUAGCUACAUGUAUUUCUUCUUGGACUGAAGAAAGAUCACAGACUUCCACAGAGGACUUAUCGUUCACAAUGGUUAUAUAUGGACAUUGACAAUUCAGUGAAUUAUAUUGUUUGAUAUACAGUGCAUAGAUUUGUGCUUGAUCAUCUCAGUACAUGUACCUGUACAUUCUUGAAUUUUCAGGAACUUUCUGUGUGUUGUUAUAAAUAUAAGCCGAACUUUCUGGAUGACUGAUGUUAAUCGGUUUUGUAUAUUUCAUAUGUAAUGCAUAUAACUUUCAUUUUCAUAUGCAUCAUCUAGUAUAUAUUUGUUACAUGUAGAUACGAGUAUGUCGUAUCAUUGACUUAAAUUUGGUAAAUUCAAAUUUAACUGUAUAGUGCUUGUAUGUAUAUACGUUAUCUCCAUGGCUGCGGAUGGGGGAGUGAUUACAAUCCCAAGGGUUUGUAAUCUCUGUGGCGUUUUCUUACCCCAUCUAAGACUUUUAAGUACAUUGGACAAAAACUUUAAAAGAUAAAGUUUUUAUAUAAACAUGUCGUUUUUAAUAAAAACGGCCAUUUUCAAUUCAUUUGAAGUGUUCUAGUUGUUUAUGCACUUAACAUGUCUUACAAGCUUGCCAUGGUGAUAUUUACUUGGAAUCAGGCAUAAAUACAAAUUAAACCUGGUUUAAUGUAAUUUAUGAAUGUCCUAGUAAUACUUUGUUUUUUAUUAUGUUUCAAUAUCAUGAAUGUUAAAGUACUGUAUUUGUUGUAUCUAUGAUUGAUAUGAGCGGACGCUGACCAUUAGUAGGAGGUGAGAAGGUCAAAAGUCGUAUGAAUUUGUGGCUAUUUUUAGCACCCUAUAUAAGUAUGUGCACUAGCUGACCCUAGGUCACUAGCCUGCUGAAGAUGAUGGAGGAACAAGGUGUGUACCUUCUUUUUACAUCAUGAUCUAAUUUUGAAAAAUAUCUAAGUGAAUUUUAUUACCCACCACCUCCCCUUCUUGCCUCCUUCUCAAUAUGAUUAUUACUUCUUAAAGGGGCGUUUUCUUACCCCAUCUAAGACUUUUAAGUACAUUGGACAAAAACUUUAAAAGAUAAAGUUUUUAUAUAAACAUGUCGUUUUUAAUAAAAACGGCCAUUUUCAAUUCAUUUGAAGUGUUCUAGUUGUUUAUGCACUUAACAUGUCUUACAAGCUUGCCAUGGUGAUAUUUACUUGGA
Mizuhopecten yessoensis (Yesso scallop) is the source of this 6180-nucleotide messenger RNA. RefSeq lists its product as uncharacterized. Gene Ontology annotation, molecular function: metal ion binding; DNA binding. Gene Ontology annotation, biological process: DNA recombination; DNA integration. Lineage: Eukaryota; Metazoa; Mollusca; Bivalvia; Pectinida; Pectinidae. Bases 1701 to 3488 code for a protein of 595 amino acids. The record is from RefSeq and is a predicted model, not a curated record. The transcript has 2 exons.